AUGCUUGGUCCGGACUGGUUCUUAAAUCAAACCGUGCAGGACCCUGGUGCGAGGAGGUUCCGAUCUGAUAGCUCCACUCCCCUGAGCUCCAUUAUCUACCUUCAGACGUGUACUGUUGCUCAGAAUGGGCAUAGAGUGGUUUUACAUUUUGUCAUCAUCCUCAAAGGCACGAGUGUCUCCAUGUCCCAGAAUCUGCAGUCUGUCCCCAGGAAUGUAGUUUCACAAAGCAGCUCAACCCCGUUGGUGGUGAACGGGAUUCUAUGGGAGCCGGUAACUCUGCCUCUACAGCUUCCAGCAAAAGAGUUGGUCAUGAUCAUCACGUGGCUUCACAAUGGAGCAUCUAUUGCCGUCGUACAGCCAAGCGCACACCCACGAAUCUUGGUGACCAAUCCAGCAUGGCAAAAACGAGUGAACUUCACCCAAUCCUAUUCCUUGUGUCUCAACAACCUGACAGAGGCAGAAGUGGGAUCUUACAGCGCUCAGAUGACCACGGAGAACUCUGUGAUAUUCUCUAAUUACACCCUGAGAAUCUUCAGGCGACUGAGGAACUUGCAAAUUACCAGUCACGCUCAGCUGUCUGAGAAUAGGACCUGUGAGAUUCACCUGACCUGCUCUGUGGAGAAUCCAAAUGACAAUGCCUGGCUUAGGUGGCAGACCCCAGGAAACACAUCUCUAAGUGAACCAAACCUCACUAUCUCCUGGGACCCCAGGAACGCCAGUGAACACAAUUACACCUGCAUAGCUGAGACCCCUGCCAACAACUUAUCUCUCACUGUGUCUGCCAGGGGGCUCUGUGAAGGUAUUUUCAAUAAGGAAAAUGAACGCUGGGAUUUCACAUGGAUUAUAAUUACGGCUCCUUUGAUAUCUAUAAUCAUCAUUGUGGGGAUAAUUUUCUGGUGUUCCCUUCAUUUGUCUACUCAGCAAACCCACAGUCCUGUAGAGUCCAUGUGGAACUUAGAGUACACUUCGGGAUCUCCAGGGAGCACUGUGUAUGCACAGGUCACUCAUCCAAGCCGGGAAAAAGAAAACCUAACACCUGUGAAAAACAAUGAGUCUGUCACAAUUUACUCCACAGUCAAUCAUUCCAAAGAGAGAUAUUGUAAUCCAGAAGACAGCAAGUUCUCCUUUUAUAAAGCAUCAGGACGUGACUCCUUGGCAGAGCGCACCAUGUGUUGGCAGUCUCUGGAGCUAAGUGGACCCACACUCAUAUCCUGA
Molecule: messenger RNA, 1215 nt
Organism: Lepus europaeus (European hare)
Lineage: Eukaryota; Metazoa; Chordata; Mammalia; Lagomorpha; Leporidae
Gene: SLAMF6
Product: SLAM family member 6
Exons: 8
Coding region: 1-1215 (404 amino acids)
Biological process (GO): T cell activation; positive regulation of type II interferon production; T-helper 17 cell lineage commitment
Cellular component (GO): external side of plasma membrane
Source: RefSeq, a predicted model, not a curated record